Messenger RNA from Coregonus clupeaformis (lake whitefish), 3756 nucleotides. Its product is annotated as pendrin. Gene Ontology annotation, biological process: transmembrane transport. Gene Ontology annotation, cellular component: membrane. Gene Ontology annotation, molecular function: chloride transmembrane transporter activity; bicarbonate transmembrane transporter activity; oxalate transmembrane transporter activity. NCBI's taxonomy places the organism in Eukaryota, Metazoa, Chordata, Actinopteri, Salmoniformes, Salmonidae. The record is from RefSeq and is a predicted model, not a curated record.
GGUAGAGUGGUAUGGAUGCCCUCUCUCCAGAGAACCAGUACACAUACACCGUGUCCAGACCCAUCUACUCCAACCCCACGUUUGAGGAGGACAACGAGAGGCAGGCCCGGGAGGAGAGGACCCUGAGGGAGAGAUUCAGCCGCUCCUGUGGCUGCUCAGGUAGGCAGGCCCUGAAGGUGGUGAAAGGAAUCUUUCCUGUCAUUGACUGGCUCUCCAGAUACCCAAUCAGAGAGUGGCUUCCCAGUGAUGUCAUCUCUGGUGUUAGCACUGGUCUGGUGUGCAGCUUACAAGGUCCUGGGGCCUAUGCCCUGCUUGUGUCUGUGGCUCCAGUCUAUGGACUCUACUCCGCCCUCUUCCCCGUCCUCACCUACUUCCUGCUGGGCACCUCCAGACACAUCUCUGUGGGUCCCUUCCCUGUCACCUGUCUAAUGGUGGGCUCCAUCGUGUUGACCCUCGCUCCCGAUGAUCACUUCCUGCUUCCUGUGAAUGGCACCGGUGUGAAUGAAACAGGGGCUGAUGGGAUUGUGGUGGACGUGGAGGCCAUGGAGGCCCAGAGGAUCAUGGUGGCGUCCUCCAUGACUGUGCUGGUCGGGCUGUUCCAGGUGGUUAUGGGGCUGCUCCAAGUGGGCUUCCUGGUCCGUUACCUGUCAGACCCCCUGGUGGGCGGCUUCACCACUGCCGCUGCCUUCCACGUCCUCAUCUCCCAGCUGAAGAUUGUCCUCUCCGUCCCCACUAACAACCACAAUGGCUGCUUCUCCAUCCUCUACACGCUCAACGACGUGUUUACCAACAUCAGACAGACCAACAUGGCUGACCUGGUCUCUGGGCUGCUCACCAUUGUCAUUGUCAUGGCUGUAAAAGAGGUCAACACCAAAUUCCGCCACAAGAUUCCCGUCCCCAUCCCCAUCGAAGUGAUUGUGACCGUGGUUGCCACUGGGAUCUCCUACGCCACGGAGCUGGAGCGCACUCACGGCGCCAGCAUUGUGCACAGCAUCCCCAGGGGGUUUGCUCCAGCUCAGCCUCCAAACACAGAGCUGCUGUGGAACAUUCUGGGCUCCAGUUUCUCUACAGCAGUAGUGGGCUAUGCAGUGGCUGUCUCUGUGGCCAAGGUCUACGCUGCAAAACACGACUACACCAUCGACGGCAAUCAGGAGCUGAUAGCGUUUGGGUUCAGUAAUGUGUUCUGUGGCUGCUUCUCCAGCUUUGUGGCAAGCACUGCACUGUCCCGCACCGCUGUACAGGAGAGCACUGGAGGCAAGAGUCAGGUGGCUGGUAUAAUCUCAGCUGUGAUGGUAAUGAUUGUGAUCCUGGCUCUGGGGCACCUCUUGGAACCACUGCAGAAGUCAGUUCUGGCAGCCAUCGUCAUCGCCAACCUGAAGGGAAUGUUCAUGCAGGUGACAGAGGUGCCCACACUGUGGAGACAGAACAGAGCAGACUGUUUCAUCUGGCUGGCGACCUGCCUGGCUUCUGUGGUGUUGGGACUGGACGUGGGACUGCUGGCUGGCCUGGUGUUUGAGAUGGGAACUGUGGUGGUCAGGACACAGUUUCCUGCAUGCUCUACACUUGGAAACAUACCCGGCACAAACAUAUACAGGAACAUGAAAGACUACAAGAAUAUUGCAGAAGUUCCCGGAAUGAAGAUUUUUAAGUGCAACGCUCCCAUCUACUUUGCCAACAUUGAUUACUUCAAAGAGCGAUUGAGAGCCACGGUGGGGUUUGACUCUGUCAGAGUGUUCAAGAAGAGGAAUAAGGCCCUCAAGAAGAUUCACAAACUGAUAAAGAAAGGGAAACUGAGGGCAACCGAGACAGGGGAGGUGGUAUCCGAGGUCUCCCUGGGUGUCGACAACAAGGGCUUCGAGAGCGAGCGGGAGUCCGGGCAGGUGGAGGACGGGGAUUGGCCUGUGCCAGAGGUGGAGGUCCGUGUGGAUUGGGCCUUGGAGCUGCCAGUCAGAGUGUCGGUACCUAAGGUACAGAUCCACAGCCUGGUUCUGGACUUCUCAGCCGUGUCCUUCCUAGAUGUGGUGGCCGUCAAGUCCCUCAGGCUGGUCAUUAAAGAGUUCCUACGCAUCGGAGUCAAUGUCUACAUCGCAGGCUGUGACGAUGAAAUCGUACGGAAAAUGGAAGCCUUGGCCUUCUUCGACGAGGAGGUUACACGAGAUCUCCUCUUUCUCUCUGUCCACGACGCCAUCCUCUUCAUCAAACUGGAGACAGCCAAUGGGAGCAUGCAGGAUGCCAUGGUUGAGGGGCUUUCUCUAACGCGGGAUUGCAAGGAGCCACCGCCUUUCACUGAGGAAGAGGACCUGAUUGAGACCUACGACAACCAGCAUAGAGCCAUCCAUGGACUCUCCAACUAACACAGAAGAGCUGACCAUGUAUCUGUGUUCUCUGUGAACGAGGAUCAACCAGUAUACAUUACUUUCCAUAAGGGACCACAGUCAAAUCAGGGGACACUGACGAUGGAUUUCCCCCAGACUACAGCUCAAACUCAGGGGAAGUUACAGUUAGCCAACUGAGUGUAACUUUGGAGUGGACUAAGAGGGUGAUUUGAGGCAGCCGAUCAUUGAUAUCUCUCUUUAACAACCGUAAAGUAUCUUAAUUAUAUCAAUUAAUAAAAACUAAUUUAUAUGUAUUUAUUUAUAUUGUUCUAAACUCUCUGCUAUGUCAAGGCCCUUCUCCUUUACAAGUGUAAUAAUAUCAAUAGGGAUGAACUACAACAGGAGUUAGGCAUGUCCUUUUCCUUGUGCGCAAUUCGACAACAGCACCAUUGUUUGUGUUUGUGUCGAGGGCUUUCAGAAGAACAAAUGCAUAAAUACAGAAGUCCUACUCAUCCAUGCAGCCGCAGUUGAUCUGUGUUAUAAACACUCAGUUUCCUCCCUCCCGAGAUGGGCACUCCCAUGGGGCAGAAGGGACAUCGGAGGACAUCAGCUGAACCUGGAGGAGGGAAGCAGAGACACUUCUGUUUUAUUUGUGACCUCCUCUACCCAUCCACUGCACAGGAAGGGAUGUCAUACAGGAAGAGUUGAAGUGUGUUUAAACAAAGAUUGUCCAUUAUAUUGACAAGAUAUUAGAGUGACUGCUCUACCAAUGGAAAUACAUGUCCUCAAAGACGGAAGGCAGGCGGAAGGUGGCGAGAUCAGGUGAGAUUCUAGCCAAUGAGAGAGUAGAUACGUGUGUGAACAACAGGCCAUAGAGAUAGAUAGAGGACUCAUCUUUGUAUCUGUGCCAUUAUAGUGUCUGUACCAGCAUUGGCAGCGCCAUUGAAGCUAUCUCAAUUUUUUAAGUAGUCCGUUUUUUUCUUUUUCAUUAGCUGAUUUCUCCCGACUCAUUGCCUGAGGACUCAAACUGAAUUCUUCCGCUGCUCUAUCAUUCGCUACAUACUUCAGUCUGAGACUGCCAUCAUUGAAGUCGUUUGUGGUGAUGUCAAAAUGUGAGGUGUUGUACAAAACAAAGUCAUUAGCGAUUGGAUAAUCUCUAACCAAGCAGAGUAUCAAAGCCAAUGACGAAUUUUCAAACGCCGCUUUACCCUCGUGUGUUCUGGCUCUGGGCCAAUCCAUCGGUUUCUGGGACCAAUCAGAUGGUCUAGAACGGAUUUCCAUUCUAGAAAUCGUCGGGGAGUUACUUAGAUCCAGACUCAUUGCAGAGAAGAAACUAACGUCUGUGGGCAUGGAGUAAGCUUUUGACUGGAGCAAGGAGUUUGGGUAGCCAGGCACCCAACUCAUAGGAAUCCCCACCCAGUUGAUUACUUUAUAAUGGUGA